Messenger RNA from Talaromyces rugulosus, 1887 nucleotides. RefSeq lists its product as uncharacterized. Lineage: Eukaryota; Fungi; Ascomycota; Eurotiomycetes; Eurotiales; Trichocomaceae. Bases 1 to 1887 code for a protein of 628 amino acids. The transcript is spliced from 5 exons. The record is from RefSeq and is a predicted model, not a curated record. Gene Ontology annotation, molecular function: FAD binding.
AUGCAAGUCGAUGUUCUGAUUGUCGGCGCAGGGCCCGCUGGACUUAUGGCAGCCCUGUGGAUGGCACGUACGGGCAUUCGAACUUUGGUGGUUGAGCGAAACUCGGGCCCAACCAAAGCCGGCCAUGCGGAUGGUCUCGAAAGCAGAACUAUCGAAAUAUUAGACAGUUUUGGCCUGGGGCAGAAAGUCUGGAAUAAAUCAAACCACACUAUUGAUAUUUGUUUAUGGAACAAAACCUCCGAGGGUGCAUUACACCGACAGAACAUUUCGGCCAAUUCGAAGCCAGGGUGGUCGCGGUUUCAGGAGUCCACCCUCGGCCAGUCGCAAAUUGAAACAAUUUUGCUUGAGCAAGUGCUGAAGUCUCCCUAUGUUGAGGUCAGAAGGAGAACAGCGCCGAUCUCGCUUCAUAUCAUCGAAACAGAGUUGGGGAAUCACAGAAAUGACUUGCAUCCUAUUCAUGUAGGAAUCACAGCCAUUCCCGAGCCCGAGUUUGACAGUACUCUUGGGGGUGAUGCAACUUUGGAGGGCACGAAGGAGACCAUUCAAGCCAGGUACUUGCUCGGUUGUGAUGGUGCGCAUAGUUGGGUUCGCAAGCAGCUUGGCUUGAAGCUCGAGGGUGCUUCGAGGGAUGUGAGUUGGGGAGUGCUCGAUGCAUUUCCCAUUACUGAUUUUCCGGACAUUCGUCGAAGAUGCAUCAUAAAAUCCGAGUUUGGAAACCUGAUGAUUAUCCCACGCGAGCGCAAACUCGUUCGCAUGUAUGUCCAGGUGUCUGCCGGCCUGGCCAACGACUACAGCACGAAAAACCGGGAUCCAGAAGUGAUCAUGCGUGCAGUUCAAAAGAUCAUGCAGCCAUAUCGAUUUGGGGCGUCACGGCUAGAAUGGUCGACGAUAUAUACGGUUGGACAUAGGUACUGCCGCGAAUUAUCGCGGUACGAGCGAAUAUUCCUCGCCGGCGACGCUGUCCACACGCAUUCUCCCAAAGCUGGCCAAGGGAUGAAUGUGAGUAUGCAAGAUUCAUACAACCUAGGCUGGAAACUCGCGUCUGUGAUCCAUGGAGUGGCCACACAACAGAUUCUCCAGACGUACCAUCAAGAGAGACUGCCCGUGGCAAGGCGCCUGAUAGAGUUCGAUAAGCGCAUUUGUCGCGGGAUGCUGGAUGCCGAGAACACCUUUGACGAAGAUCACAGAAAAGCUCUCGUGGAGGAGAAUACUUCAAUGUCGGGGCUCGGCAUUGCAUAUGAACCCAAUCUGGUGGUAGCGGAGCUGACUGAGCACAAGGCGAAUGGAACGGAGAAAUUUUUCCCUAUUGCGAACGAGGAAACUUCCUUAUCAACACAACCUGACAGGAUGAAAGCUAUCAGGCUAGGUGCUAGAAUGCCUAGUGCUCUGGUGUUAGGCCAAGCCGAUUCACAGCCUCAUGAACUCCAACGGGUGUUUCAAAGUACUGGAGAGUGGCACUUUGUCGUAUUUGGGGGUGAUAUAGUCGAUGAACAGCAAAGACGUCGCAUAGAUCAUCUUGCAAAUGCCUUGUCUUCUCCAGAGUCUAUCGUCCGGAAGAUGAACACCCGGAGACUCUUAUACCCCAUCCCGGUGGGCUGUCUCUCGAUAUACUUGGUGCAUUCGGGCUUGCGCACCGAGGUCGACAUUGGGAAGCUACCGGGUGUUUUCCGACCGCCUGAUGACGAUACUGGAUUUGACUAUGGUAAGGUCUUUGUUGAUAACGAGUCCUAUCAUGUUGGUGGUGGAAAAGCAUACGAAGAGUUCGGGAUUUUGCCCCGAGGUUGUCUUGUGCUUCUCCGACCCGAUCAGCACAUCGCGUUCAUAGGUGACUUAGAGGAUACUAAUCCCCUUGAGCAUUUUUUGGAGCUUAUCGUAUCCGAGCUAUAG